This is a messenger RNA of Pieris macdunnoughi, 891 nucleotides long. The record is from the annotation of a GenBank genome assembly. NCBI's taxonomy places the organism in Eukaryota, Metazoa, Arthropoda, Insecta, Lepidoptera, Pieridae.
AUGCAUAAAUUACAAAACGAUAACCACGCUAUUGUCAUUAAUCCUGAUAAAACACCAGCUGGAGAGCAUAUUCGUAGAUUUAAUGCACCUGUUGUUGACGACGUUGCGGGAAUCAUGGUUGGCGAUUGUACAGGUGCACGAGAAAUUGUGGUUCGUAGAAGGAGUAAUAAUCUUCAGUUCAUUGCUGAUACACAUCGUUCAUAUGAUGCUCUCCAAUAUCCGCUAAUGUUCUGGAAGGGACAAGACGGAUACUGCAUAAAUAUCAAACAACGCGAUCCCGUAUCAGGAGCCGAAACAAACAAGAACGUUAGCUCGAAAGAUUAUUAUGCGUACCGAUUGAUGAUUCGACGCGGCCGGGACAACGUCAUUCUACGAUGUCGCGAGCUUUGUCAACAAUUCAUGGUCGACAUGUACGCCAAGAUAGAAGGCGAACGACUACGAUACUUACGAUAUAAUCAACUCAAGCUGCGUGCGGAAGAGUACAUUCACUUGCGGGACGCUAUUAACAACAACGCUGACGCUGCCGAAAUUGUUGAGUGGCAAAAGCGAGGAUUACCUCAUGCUCACAUUUUGGUUUGGUUAAUCGAUAAAAUCCGUCCUGAAGAAAUCGAUAGUAUCAUUUCUGCAGAACUUCCAGAUCCGUCUACUGACCAACUGCUGUUUGAUAUUGUUACAGCGAACAUGAUUCAUGGUCCAUGCGGUACUCUUAAUCGUACAUCGCCUUGCAUGGCAGAUGGAAAAUGCACUAAAAAUUUCCCUAAAGAUUUCACGAACGAUACGAUCACAAAUGUCGACGGAUAUCCAAUAUAUCGUCGAAGAAGUCCCGAUAAUGGCGGACGAUCAUUUAUUAAAAACAUCAACAACACAGACAUUGACAUUGAUAAUCGUUGA